Messenger RNA from Leptosomus discolor (cuckoo roller), 547 nucleotides. The record is from RefSeq and is a predicted model, not a curated record. NCBI's taxonomy places the organism in Eukaryota, Metazoa, Chordata, Aves, Leptosomiformes, Leptosomidae.
CAUCCAGUCGGCCGCCUCCAAGAGCAUCCGUCCCUUCCGCUCCAGCGAGGAGUACCUGGAGGCCAUGAAGGAGGACCUGGCCGAGUGGUUCAACACCCUCUACGACCUGGACAUCCAGGUGGACACCUUCCUGGAGAGCCUGGAGACGGGCUGCCACCUCUGCCGACACGCCAACAACGUCAACCGCAUCGCCCUGGACUUCCAGCAGCGGCACCCCGAGGUGGCCGCCCGUAUGCGUGUCCCCCAGAACGAGGUCAUCUUCCAAGCCAAGAACGUGGUGCCCGGUUCUUUCAUCGCCCGGGACAACGUCUCCAACUUCAUCCAGUGGUGCCGGCAGGACCUCGGCAUCCAGGACGUCCUCAUGUUCGAGACCAAUGACUUGGUGCUGAAGAAGAACGAGAAGAACUUUGUCCUCUGCUUGCUGGAGGUGGCCAGGAGGGGCUCCAAGUUCGGCAUGCUGGCCCCCAUGCUGAUCCAGAUGGAGGAGGAGAUUGAGGAGGAGAUGAGGGACCAAAUGGCCUACGGCGUGCUGGGCACGCGCCAGGAG